GUCUCCCAAACACUUCAAAAUCUACAAAAUCCCCAAAACCCAAUCUCUCUCCUCUCCCCCCUCUCUCUCUUUCUUUCUCACAGUGGAGAACAACAAAACGCCUUCAAAUGAAGAAUCUAUGCUUUUGAUCACCAAAUCUAUGGAGAACAAGGCAGCUGAGCUGAGCAAGCCCGAGAAUAAUAAUAAUAAUAACAAUAAUCCCAUGGUUACCCCUUCAUUUUCCGACCAGAUUCCGGCCACCUUUUCCCUCCAAACCCUCUUCGAUAUCCCCUCCUCCGAUCACAACAAAAACCCUUCCUCGAGCUUCUUCGAUUAUCUCUUCCCUUCCCAAGACUUAUCCACCGCCGUCUUCGAUCUCCUGCAAACCUCGCAGCCGCCUCUCUUGAUCCCGCCGCCGCCGUCGCAGUCGCUUCCCGAGUCGUCGGAGGCGGUGAACACUCCGGUGACCCCCAACUCCUCCUCCAUAUCCUCCUCGUCUAAUGAAGCCGCCAUUGACGACCAGCUCCCGAAAACGCCGGCGGAAGAAGUUGAACAGGAAUCCGACAGAAGUAAAAAACAGUUGAAGCCUAAAAGGAAGAAUCAAAAGAGGGAAAGAGAGCCAAGAGUGGCGUUCAUGACAAAGAGUGAAGUGGAUCACUUGGACGAUGGUUAUAGAUGGCGAAAGUACGGCCAAAAAGCCGUAAAAAACAGCCCCUUUCCCAGGAGCUACUACCGGUGCACGACGCCGGCGUGCGGGGUGAAGAAGCGGGUGGAGAGGUCGUCGGAGGAUCCGUCGACGGUGGUCACCACGUACGAAGGCACGCACGGCCACCCGUGCCCGGUGACGCCACGCGCCACCACCGUUGGGAUCAUGCCGGAACCCUCAAACUUCGGCAGCGUCAGCGCCGCCCCCGGCGGGACCGGAAGUUCGCCGUCGUCGUCUUUUCUCAUCCCUCACCACCACUUUCACUACCCAAUGCAGCAGCAACAGCCGUUUUUCGCUAUAACCUCGCCGUUGCCGCCUCCUUUGGCCUAUACCCCAUCCACCGGCAACCUAGAGAGGAGGUUCCCUCCGCCGUCAUCGUCUUCUCCGGCUGCCCGGGACGACGGGCUUCUGCAGGAUAUGCUGCCAUUCCCCUUGAGAAAGGAGCCCCGCCCGGACAGCUGAUUAACUAAUCCCCUCUCUGAACUAGAUAUUUCUAAAGGUGGAAGAGCUGGCCUGAAGAUUUCUCUGACUGCAGAUAAGAUGACUCUUGAAGUUGGGUUAUCUUAGCUUCUUUAAAUUAAAUAGAUUAUUAUUAUAUUUCUUCAAUUAAUUAAUAUUUUCAUUUUAAAACAUAUCCAUGCACCUAGGCUUUUUAAGGUCUGUUGAUUAUUAGAAGAUUUUGAGGUUCUUUCUUCUCUUCUGCUUGUAUUCUCUGUACUUAAUUAGUUUUGGAUUGAGGUAGCCAUGGGAGAUAAUAUUGGGUUCUUUUGUAUGUAUAUUAUUCCCCUUUGUAUCUAAUUCCCUUUUGUUUUCCUC
Molecule: messenger RNA, 1501 nt
Organism: Ipomoea triloba (trilobed morning glory)
Lineage: Eukaryota; Viridiplantae; Streptophyta; Magnoliopsida; Solanales; Convolvulaceae
Product: probable WRKY transcription factor 48
Exons: 3
Coding region: 119-1147 (342 amino acids)
Biological process (GO): regulation of DNA-templated transcription
Molecular function (GO): sequence-specific DNA binding; DNA-binding transcription factor activity
Source: RefSeq, a predicted model, not a curated record